GCCCCCCUGAGUUUGACAGCCGCCGGGGCCGCGUCCCCGAGCCGCCCGCGUCCCCGAGCCCCCGGGGCGGGGACCCGCCGCCGCCCCGCGCCUGCCCCGCCGCCGGGAGGAGAAUGCCGGCGGGGCUCUCCUGGCCCGAAGCGGCGGCGCUGGCGCUGCUGGCCCUGGCGCUGCUGGUCAUCCUGUGCCGGCACCUGUGGGCGCUGCGCUGGAGCCUCAGCCGGGACCGCGCCAGCGCCCUGCCCCUGCCCAAGGGCUCCAUGGGCUGGCCCUUCUUCGGGGAGAGCCUGCACUGGCUGCUGCAGGGUUCCCGCUUCCACAGCUCCCGGCGGGAGAGGUAUGGAAAUGUCUUCAAGACCCACCUCCUGGGCCGGCCGGUGGUGCGGGUGACAGGCGCUGAGAACAUCCGCAAGAUCCUGCUGGGCGAGCACACGCUGGUCAGCACGCAGUGGCCCCAGAGCACCCAGAUCAUCCUGGGUUCCCACACUCUGCUCGGCUCCAUUGGUGACCUGCAUCGCCAGCGCCGCAAGAUCCUGGCCAGAGUGUUCAGCCGCACUGCCCUGGAGAGCUACCUGCCGCGGAUCCAGAAGGUUGUGAGCUGGGAGCUGCGGGGCUGGUGCAUGGAGCCGGGCUCCAUCGCAGUUUAUUCCUCCGCUAAAACCUUAACUUUCCGCAUUGCAGCUCGGAUUCUGCUGGGGCUCCGCCUGGAGGAAAAGCAGUUCAAGGACCUGGCCAAAACUUUUGAACAGUUGGUGGAGAACCUCUUCUCCUUGCCCCUCAACAUACCCUUCAGCGGGCUGCGCAAGGGAAUCAAAGCACGGGACAUGCUACAUAAGUUUAUGGAGAAGGCUAUACAGGAAAAACUGCAGAGAAACAACCCAGAAGAUCACAGCGAUGCUCUGGAUUUCAUAAUAAACAGUGCCAAGGAACAUGGCAAAGAACUCACCAUGCAGGAGCUAAAGGAGUCAGCGAUUGAGCUCAUAUUUGCUGCUUUUUUCACCACGGCUAGUGCCAGCACCUCUCUGAUCCUCUUGUUACUGAAGCACCCCUCAGUGAUUGAAAAAAUAAGGCAGGAGCUGAUGUCCCAUGAUCUGUACCAGCAGUGUGAGCACUGCCCUGCAGGACCCUGCCCGGACACCCUGACCACCCAGAGCAGGAACAGUGAUAAGCCACUUCUCCACCCCACUGCCGAAGAUGUUCGCAAGGACCAGAGCCAGCCCCCGGGCCCAAAGGAGGAAGGUUCCCCCCAGCCUCUCACCCCGCUGGAGCCCACCCUCCCCCAGAGCCGUCCCUGCACUGGCCCCCAGCUCCAGGCGCUGUCAGGGCAGAGCUGUUGCUGCCCCUCGGAUAUCAGCCUGGAGAAGCUGAGCCGCCUGCGCUACCUGGACUGUGUGAUUAAGGAGGUGCUGCGAGUGCUGCCACCCGUCUCCGGAGGCUACAGGACAGCACUGCAGACUUUUGAGCUGGAUGGCUACCAGAUCCCCAAAGGCUGGAGCGUCAUGUACAGCAUCCGUGACACGCAUGAGACGGCUGCCAUCUACGAGAGCCCCCCCAGUGGCUUUGACCCAGACCGCUUCAGUGCCACGCGGAUGGAGACUGCGAGCCGCUUUCACUACAUCCCCUUCGGCGGCGGGGCGCGGAGCUGCAUUGGCAAGGAGCUGGCACAGGCCAUCCUCAAGCUGCUAGCCAUCGAGCUGGUCAGCACAGCCCGCUGGGAGCUGGCCACCCCCGGCUACCCCGCCAUGCAGACCGUGCCCAUUGUGCACCCCGUUGAUGAUGGGCUGCAGCUCUACUUCCACCUCUUGCAGCCCAGCCGUGGCAGCAAGGCCUGAGCCAGGGGCAUGCUGCCCCUCUCAGCCCUGGCGUCAAUGCCCCUCCACGGCUGCUGGGGGCAGGUCUCUGCUGGCCCAGGCUGGGUAUGGCACUGGAUCACUGCAGAGCAAAACCCCAAAGGUCUUUGUAUUUUUCCCCUCCUGGUGUGUAAGCUGGUAGGGAAGGUCCUGCAGAGUCCUGCUCCUGAGCACCGGGGUAAGCCUCGGCCCCAGACCAGGGGCAAAGCCCGCUGAAGCUGCUGGAAAGGGAGCAUCCCCCAUGGGGGGUCAGCCAGCCCCUGCCCCACGCAGGUCUUCAGCCACCAGGGAUGGCGAGCAAAACUCCCAGCCCUACAGCUAAGGCUCCCAGAGCUUUUCUGUCCCAGGGUUAUCUCCUGUGGGUGUGUUAUAGGAGAAGCAGGAUGAACAUUCUGCACAGUGUAGCUUUUUAGAUGUAAAAAAGGAAAGAUGGAGGGGAUCUGCAGGAAAACACAAGCUGGGGCUGCCCAGUCCAUGGCCUCAGCUGUAGCUAGAAUACUAGAGUGUAAAGUGGCUUUUAUUGUAAAUAUUUAAUCUUAUUCCUGGACUUCACAUUAGAGCCGGCACAAAGAGGAUGUGUGUCAUUCACCCAGUAGUAGUAGCUGUGUAUGUUGUGCCUGAGCACUGUGCUGC
Molecule: messenger RNA, 2483 nt
Organism: Grus americana (Whooping crane)
Lineage: Eukaryota; Metazoa; Chordata; Aves; Gruiformes; Gruidae
Product: cytochrome P450 26C1
Exons: 6
Coding region: 114-1832 (572 amino acids)
Biological process (GO): sterol metabolic process
Molecular function (GO): monooxygenase activity; oxidoreductase activity, acting on paired donors, with incorporation or reduction of molecular oxygen; heme binding
Source: RefSeq, a predicted model, not a curated record